AUGAAUACCGGUAGAUACCGUUUUAUGCAAGAUAAUCUGGUUGAAGAAACAUAUAUUGAAAACGAAAAGAUUCAAGAGGCAAAUAAACAACUUGAGAGGAAAAAAAUUGAUGAAGAAGUCAAAAAAGAGCCAGAAAAAGCUAUUUUGAUCCUUACCUUCAUGCGAUCCGGGUCAACCUUCCUCGGCGAAUUAUUCAACAACAACGACGAUGCCUUCUACAUUUUCGAACCGCUCCAUGAAUAUUCCGAAUCCGGUUUUUCCCCAAGAACUAUCGAUUUACGGCUAGACUUGCUAACGAAAAAUCUCAAAUGCAACUUCACAGAUCUCUACGACCUCAGCAUUCCCUACGAUGUCUUCAGCGAAGAUUUGGACCUUCACGACAAGUUGGACACUCAAGGCAAUUUCGUCUUCCGAUCGAAGCAUCGUAGGCUUUGUGCUCAACCCUUUUGUUUUCGAGAUACAGAGCUUUCACAGUGCAACAGUGUUUGUGGCCUGGUAGAUGCUCAAUUGGCCUCGAAAGUAUGCAAGUCCCUCAUUCCUGUAAUCAAAAGCAUCCGAUUCAUCGAAGUCGGGCGGCUUCAACAAAUGGCGGAGGACAACAACAUUGAUUUGAAGAUCAUCUUUCUGGCUCGCGAUCCAAGAGGCAUUUAUGGAAGCAGGAUGAAAAUGUACAAAACAGAGGUGCAAGACAAGGAAAAAUUGUCCAAACUGCACAAGUCUCUUACGAAACAAGUAUGCACUCAUACAAGCGAGUUUUUGGCAGAAAGAAAUUCUUCGAGCUGGCUGAAAGAAAGGAGCAUGAUAGUCAGAUACGAGGACGUAGCUAUGGGCCCAUUGGGUCAGAGCCAGAGAAUUCUUCAUUUUGCCGGCUUCGAACUGACAGAAAAGGUCAAAAACUGGAUUAAAGAAAAUACUCGGGAAAAAGACACAAGCUCUGGUGCUUUUGAAACAAGUCGCGACUCAAAGAAAACGGCUCUUGCUUGGAUUGACGAAGUCGACAGUGAUUCAAUUCAAGAGCUUCAGACUUUUUGCUCUGCAAAUAUGGAGAUUCUUGGCUACAACCAAAUAUCAGAAGAGUCGACCUUCGAAGAUAUCCUGUCAUUUCCAACUUUUUACUCUGGCUGA
This is a messenger RNA of Oikopleura dioica, 1125 nucleotides long. The record is from the annotation of a GenBank genome assembly. NCBI's taxonomy places the organism in Eukaryota, Metazoa, Chordata, Appendicularia, Copelata, Oikopleuridae.